Ustilaginoidea virens is the source of this 1257-nucleotide messenger RNA. RefSeq lists its product as uncharacterized. Gene Ontology annotation, cellular component: cytosol. The record is from RefSeq and is a predicted model, not a curated record. The transcript is spliced from 3 exons. NCBI's taxonomy places the organism in Eukaryota, Fungi, Ascomycota, Sordariomycetes, Hypocreales, Clavicipitaceae. Gene Ontology annotation, biological process: gluconeogenesis; glycolytic process. Gene Ontology annotation, molecular function: phosphoglycerate kinase activity; ADP binding; ATP binding. The coding region runs from base 1 to 1257 and encodes 418 amino acids.
AUGUCUCUGGCUAGCAAGCUUUCCAUCACCGACGUGGACGUCAAGGGAAAGCGGGUUCUUAUCCGGGUCGACUUCAACGUCCCACUCGACGAGAACAAGAAAAUCACCAACAACCAGCGUAUUGUGGGAGCCGUCCCCACCAUCAAGUACGCCCUCGACCAUGGGGCCAAGUCCGUCAUUUUGAUGUCCCACCUCGGCCGUCCCAACGGCUCUCCCAACCCCAAGUACUCCCUCCAGCCGGUCGUUCCCGAGCUUGAGCAUCUGUUGGGCAAAAAGGUCACCUUUGCUCCCGACUGCGUGGGAUCCGAGGUCGAGGAGACUGUGAACAAGGCAAACGACGGCGAUGUCGUUCUCCUCGAGAACUUGCGAUUCCACCUUGAGGAGGAGGGCAGCUCCAAGGACAAGGACGGCAACAAGACCAAAGCUGACAAGGCCAAGGUGGAGGAUUUCCGCAAGGGCUUGACUGCCCUUGGCGACGUUUACAUCAACGACGCUUUCGGUACCGCUCACCGUGCUCAUUCGUCCAUGGUUGGUGUCAAUCUUCCACAAAAGGCAGCUGGCUUUCUCAUGAAGAAGGAGCUCGAGUACUUUGCCAAGGUGCUCGAGUCUCCUCAGCGUCCCUUCCUGGCCAUUCUGGGCGGUGCCAAGAUCUCGGACAAGAUUCAGCUCAUCGACAACUUGCUGGACAAGGUCAACACGCUCAUCAUCGGCGGCGGCAUGGCUUUCACCUUUAAGAAGGUGCUCGACGACAUGUCGAUUGGCAACUCGCUCUUUGACGAGGCUGGUUCCAAGACUGUGAAACAACUGAUGGAAAAGGCCAAGGCCAAGAAUGUCAAGGUUGUCCUGCCCGUGGACUUUGUCACCGGAGACAAGUUUGCCAAGGACGCCAAGGUAGGAUACGCCACCGACUCCAAGGGCAUCCCCGACGGCGAGAUGGGUCUCGACUGUGGCGAGAAGUCGUCUGCUCUUUUCAAGGAGGCCAUUGACGAGGCCAAGACCAUCCUGUGGAACGGCCCCGCCGGUGUCUUUGAGUUUGACAGCUUUGCCAAGGGCACAAAGGCCAUUCUCGACGCUGCUGUCGACGGCUGCCAAAAGGGCGGCAAGAUUGUGAUCAUCGGAGGUGGUGAUACCGCCACCGUGGCUGCCAAGUACGGCGUCGAGGAUAAGCUCAGCCAUGUGUCUACAGGCGGCGGUGCCAGCUUGGAAUUGUUGGAGGGCAAGGAGCUUCCCGGCGUCGCCGCUCUGUCGAGUAAGUAA